Messenger RNA from Danaus chrysippus (African queen), 1092 nucleotides. Lineage: Eukaryota; Metazoa; Arthropoda; Insecta; Lepidoptera; Nymphalidae. The record is from the annotation of a GenBank genome assembly.
AUGAAUAAUUUGGAGAUAGACGAGAAUAUCCUGGUUUCAUGUAGAGUGUGUUUGAAGAAGAAUAGAAAAAUGAAAGAUUUAUUUGAUGAAGCAAAAGAGAUUGUAAAUAAAAUAGAAUUCUGUACAGGAAUUUUGUUAAAAGACGAUUCGGAACUUCCAAAAAAUAUCUGCAACAUCUGCAUCAGAAACCUAACUGUUGCGCAUAAAUUUAAAACAAGAUGCAUUCUCUCCGAGAGAACUCUGCAGAACUUGUUAGAUGUGGAAAUAAAUAUCAAUAGCAAUAUAAAAGACUUGGAAAACUGCAAAAUAGAGCUCAAGACAGAGGAUUUAUAUGAAGAGGCAUCAAACUGUGGAUCGGUGAAUGGAAUAAAUAAUGUAAAAACUAUAAAAACCGAAUUGAAUGAAAACAAUUUACUGACAGUUGAAAGUGAAAGGGAGUCACCAAAAGCCAAAAAGACACCAAAUAAACGGGGUCCAUACAAAAAAGUUGGUCCCAAACGGCUCAAGAAGUUGAAAUUCAGGAAGCUGGCCUGCGAGCCGUGCGGACUGAAGUUUACUGAUAAAAGACAAUCUGAUGAUCACAAGUUACAACACAAAGAGGAACCAUGGAUAUGUGAGAUCUGCGGCAAGUCAUUCAGUCACAGGUCGUCGCUACAUUCACACGUUUCGUCCCACACUCGCAUGUUCUCGUGCGAACACUGCGACUACGGUACUGGGAAUAAGUUCGACCUCAUCAAACAUAUGCAGAUACAUUUAGGUCUAAAGCGUUUCAAAUGCUCCGAGUGUCCUGCAGUUUAUCGUACGUCGUCAUCAAUGAGGGAUCACGUUAAACGAACACACCUCCAGCUAAGACCUCACGCCUGUCAUCUCUGCGAUAGAACAUUCUAUGAUAGGACGAAGCUUAACAGACAUGUUGAUUCACAUUUUGAUUUGAAACGGUUCGAGUGUGACAUAUGCCAGGCAUGUUUUUCCCGGAGGUGGUAUUGGAAGAAACAUCUUGAGAAGCAGCAUGAUGUGGUCGUACCACCCAAGAGACCCGGCAGACAAAGAACUACAGAAUAUAGUAUAGAUAUAACAGAGAAUAUAAAAUAA